AUGGGACUUUCUUUCACGAAGAUUUGGGCACGCUUGGCUGGGAAGCAGGAUCGAAAGAUCGUCAUGGUUGGCCUGGAUGCAGCUGGAAAGACCACUGUGCUGUAUCAGCUGAAGCUUAAUGAGGUGCUGAUGACAAUCCCAACCAUAGGCGUGCGUGGGCUGGUUGUGUCACGUUUACUAAACCGUGUGCAACAACAGCGAUUUGAAGCACCUUCCAAGGUUGCCAAACUCAAACGCUUUUCUGCCGCCAUGGUGCGCCUUUUGCCUGUCUGUCGUCAGCCAACCACGCCUGGGUAA
This is a messenger RNA of Durusdinium trenchii, 297 nucleotides long. NCBI's taxonomy places the organism in Eukaryota, Dinophyceae, Suessiales, Symbiodiniaceae. The record is from the annotation of a GenBank genome assembly.